AAUGGCAACUAAACCAGUCCUCUAUUCUUACUUUCGAAGCUCUGCUUCCUGGAGGGUUAGGAUCGCGUUGAGCCUUAAGAAGAUUGAUUAUGACUACAAACCUGUGCAUUUAGUAAAAGAUGGAGGCUUUCAAAACACAGAGGAGUAUCGUGAGAUAAAUCCAAUGCGUCAAGUGCCUUCAUUGGUUAUUGAUGGCCAUACGUUAACUCAAUCUAUUCCUAUCAUCGAAUACCUUGAUGAAACCGUUGCAGAUGGUCCUGAUUUACUGCCAAAAGAUCCCGUCUUGAGAGCCAAGGCUAGAGCACUUGCUGAAACAAUCAAUUCGGGUAUUCAACCUAUUCAAAAUUUAUCAGUUUUAAAUAAGAUUGGAGAAACUAAAGUUGAGUGGGCCAAGUACUGGAUAGAACGUGGAUUCGAUAAUCUGGAAAAAAUGUUGGAAAAAACAGCAGGAAAAUAUUCCGUAGGCGACGUUGUGACUAUUGCUGACUUGUGCUUGGUACCACAGAUUUAUAACGCCGAAAGAUUUAAAGUUCCGACAUCCAACUACCCAAAUAUCGCUAGAAUUGGUGAAAAUCUUGAAAAGCUUCCCGAGUUCCAAGCUGCACAUCCUUCUCAGCAACCAGACUGUCCUGAGGAAUUGCGUUAG
This is a messenger RNA of Dimorphilus gyrociliatus, 646 nucleotides long. NCBI's taxonomy places the organism in Eukaryota, Metazoa, Annelida, Polychaeta, Dinophilidae. The record is from the annotation of a GenBank genome assembly.